CUUCCCAACAAGACCGCCCUCAAGAUGCCGAACAUCUUCAUCACUGCCGCACCUGUGGGUUCCAUGCCUCGCUACCUCAACCCAUGCGAACCGAAAUUUAUCCCCUUUCACUUCCUUCAAACCCACGCUGCUCUCCAAACAGCCAUCUCAAACAGCAAAGGAUGGGAGAAAUGCACCAGCGGCGGUCUUUUGAUCAGUCAAUCAACGAAUUUCCUUCACGGUAUGGAGUCUAUGGAAAGCGAUGAUCAAGUCACCCAGUUCAAAAGUCCUUUCGUUAGGCGGGAAAUCCCAGCUUCAUGGUUCGUCAAGAUAAACUCUCAGACAAUUAUCAAGAAACUCGUCUUGCAUCUCACAAGUCAUGGUUGGGAAGCAGGAGACAAGAAUAAUCUGUUCUGGAAACACGGAGAGUUUGUUGAAGCCUACAUUCCACCUUCACUUGUAGCCAAUAUCCGCAUUUACCCCGGAGCAAUCGGACAACUGCUCCUUCUUGGCUGGAAAGAAGCUGGUCCCGGUUACUACCAACACAGCAAAGGCACUACUCCGUACCUCCCCAUCACACCCGACGCUAUCAUCACCGAAUCAUUGAAAGCGGCAUUGGAAGGUGCUUCUAUUAUCCACCUACAUACGAGACAACGAGCCGAUAUGACCACUUUCUCGCUCCCUUGGUCAGACUUACCAAUCACUCUAGGCUGCCAAACAAACAAAAUCGUCGUAGAAGAUUACGAGGAAAUCAUCCCCGCUUUACGAGUUCUCUGCCCCGCCGCGAUUCUAAACGUAUCAACCUCAGUCCGGGGCGGUGGAGACGCCGAUGGUCCUACACGUCGAGCACAUUUGAAAAGUUAUGGCGAGUUUCGUGCUCCAGAGAUAUGCACUAUGAGUCCAGCUGAAGUACUUUUCCAAUCCGGAGGUGGAUAUCAGAAUUCGGAUCACUUUCUGACAGAUCAGCUUUCUUCUUGUGUUGAGAAUUGGAUUCGUCCUGAGAUUGAAGUAUUCAAUCAUACAAUCUUGGACAAAACGCUUGGAGUAUUCAAAGAACGCUUGUUGGCAGCAGGAACACCGCCUAUCCUUAUGCUCGUUGCGGGAAUCGAUCAACAUCGGCGUAAUGGGAAUGCACUUGAGGAUGAUUCGUUGAUCCCCGUCGAGGAGAGGAAAGAAAUUUUCUCUUUACUUCAAGAUGAAGAGGAUGAAAGAGCGCUAGAGAUGGCGAUGGCGGCCUUGAAGCCCAUCGUUGAUGAGAUCCGGGAAAAGUUGCCUGAAGCGAAGAUUUCGAUGCUCUUGCCGGGACUGAUGCAUUGUCUCCUGGCGAGACUGGCUUUCAAGAUGUCUCUUGAUGGAGUUCGUAUCGGAUUGGAAGAUGGCUUGAGCGUUUACGAUUCUUCUGUUCCGGGUGGGAUUCGGAAGGGGAGGACUUGUGAGCAAGUGAGAAAUUUGAGGGAGGAGUUGCAGGGGCUUGGAUUUAAGGUACUGACUGCGGAAGAGACUCGAGAUGUGUUGGAUAUGCCAAUGUCGACGCAGAUGCUGUCAUAGUAGCUUGCUUUGGACGGGGAAGUACACAUCUUGGGUCAGGAAUGUAUUUGGUGAUGAUUGGUCAUUGACUCGAACUAGUACAGAGUGGUAUGCGGUGAAAUGGCUGAGAGAGCGGGCGUUCUCAGAUGUAAAACAGAAAAGUCCAUAGGUCUGAAG
Messenger RNA from Mollisia scopiformis, 1683 nucleotides. RefSeq lists its product as uncharacterized. The transcript has a single exon. Gene Ontology annotation, molecular function: 3-keto-5-aminohexanoate cleavage activity. The coding region runs from base 25 to 1527 and encodes 500 amino acids. The record is from RefSeq and is a predicted model, not a curated record. Lineage: Eukaryota; Fungi; Ascomycota; Leotiomycetes; Helotiales; Mollisiaceae.